CCAUACAUACCCACAGUGGUGGAAACAGUGCCACUGCUGCAUGUCUUUUUGAUGUCCUUCAUCCUUGCUAUCUUGCCAAGUCCAAUGUUCCAGCCAUUCUUUAGCUUUGGGUGUAAUGUCUAUAUGCGGUAUCUUCAAUAAAAGACAUCUGCUCAUUCUAAAAGGUCAAAAGACUGGAUGGAACCAUUUUUUUCUGCUUAUAAGAUGCAGAGAUAUUAGAUUGAAGUUGCUUAGAACCUUCAGGAUUUGCAGUGGGUGGGCAUAGGACAGCAUGAAUUAGGCGUGCAUCAGGAUGGUGCUUAGGCCUCUGGCAUGGCUGACUCUGUUGAUGAAAAAAGGACACUAAAAAAUGUGAUAGGAAUGGCAAAAUAAUAGGAAUGGCCAAACUUUCUGAUGCUACAGAUCACAUCUGGCAGUCUUUCAACUGAGAUCUGGCCCAGGUUGCCCAGAGAACUGGUGGCUACCGAUCCCUGGAGGUGUUGAAGGCCAGGUUGGAUGAGGCUUGGAGCAACCUGAACCAGUGGAAGGUGUCCCUGCUCAUGGCAGGGGGUUGGAACUGGAUGGGCUUUGAGGUCCCUUCCCUUCCAACCCAAAUCAGUCCAUGAUUCUAUGAUCUGCCAGGUACUGCCUAACUCAGAGGGACGGGAGGAGGAGAUCUCCAGGUGCAUACAACAGAUGGGAGCGACAGUGUCUCCCAGCACCUAUCACUCUGCUGUCAGAUGCAUCUCAGCCGGGUAUGCAGAAAGACUUCAUGAUAUGACUGAACACGAGACAGCAGCAGCCUAGGUGGCCAAGAAGGUCAGUAACAUCUCCGCCUCUGUCAGAAACAGUGUGGCCUGCAGGACCAGAGGAAUGAUUGUGCCCCUGCACUUGGCACUGGUGAGGCCACACUUUGAAUCCUGGGCUUGCUUUUGGGCCCCUCAGGACAAGAAGGACCUUGAGGGGCUGGAGCUCAUCUGGAGAAGGAGAAUGGAGCAGAUGAAAGGGCUGGAGAACAAGUGUUAUGAGAUGCGGCUGAGGGUUGUUUAGCCUGGAGAAAAGGAGACUGAGGUGAGACCUCAUUGCUGUCUCCAACUGCCUGAAAGGAGGUUGUAGUGAGGUGGGUGUUGGUCUCUUCUCCCAGGUGACAGGCGACAGGAUGAGAGGAAAUGGCCUCAAGUUGCACCAGGGCAGGUUUAGAUCGGACAUAAGGAAAAUUUUCUUCACUGAAAGAGUUCUCAGGCCCUGGCAGAUAAUGCCCAGGGAGGUGGUUGAGUCCCAUCCCUGGAGGGAUUUAAAAGCCAGGCAGAAGAGGUGCUCAGGGAUGGUUUAGUAGUGCACAGGUACGGUUGGGCUUGAUGAUCUCAAAGGUCUUUUCCAACCAAGCGAUUCUAUGGUUCUAUUCUAAGAUCUUCCUGGCUUGCUUCCUCCCAUGCACAGAAUAAAAUUACCCCAAACCUUUCAUGCCUCCAAGUUGUGAAGCUGUGUUUUUGCUGGUCUUAAGCUGUGUUCUGGCCAAUUUUAACCAUGGUGGAAGAUAGGAAACAACUGUCAGUGUCCACCAGGGAAGGGUGAAGCAGCAGCAGGUGUUGGGGCAGGAUUACACAGGGCUGGUCUUGCCUGGUGCUAAGCACCACACACUCCAGGCUCACUCAGGAUUAAUGCCCUUCUCUGUUCUGCUCUGUGCACAAGAGGAACAGAAAGGAAAGAAUAAGGAGGGAACUUCUCCAUAAGAAAGUGGAGAGGGAGAAAAGAAGAUUCCCAAGGGGAGUAUUCCCAGGCCACUGGUUGUUUUGUGCCAUGCUCAUUACUUUGUUGAUGAACCUGGUGGAUCCUUGCACGGGGAGAAAUAGUGCUCAGCAGAGCAGCCCCAGAACCUCUGGUGGAGCACUGGCACAGCAGGUCCUGAGGCAGCACUUGAUGGGACCACCCUUUGCUCAAGGUACCUGAAUUCCAGCUACCAUCAGAGGAGAGAUUAAUGCUGAGGAACACACGCAGCUUCAGCGGAAAGGAGCUUUGGUGGAGAGGUUCCUGCCCUGCAGCAUCCUCACACACAGUGCGGCUCCCAUCCUGGAAACUUCCAGUUUCUCCCUGGAUCUCUGUCCUUCCUGGCCACAACCAUUGUCCAAAGCAGCGGAAAGCCAUGGAGCCUGUGCCACAGCAGGCAAGUGGCUGAGGGGACAGCCAGGAAGGAAUCCUGUGGGUGAUUUAGUAGCACAUUUAGUGGCACAGUUGAAGAUCACAGCUUGCAGCGCUUUUGGUGGUUCUCCAUCACCCAGCCCAGCAGAGCUUCAUCUGCCUCCUCGUUUGCCCUCACAGCCAGAGGGGAUUUGGGAACUUCUGUGUAAGCAGGGUUUGGGCUACGGCAUAGCAUGACUGCUCUCCACCCCGUGUGACAUGCCCUUCCCCAACAGCUCUGACCUCAGCCCUUCUUCCUUCAUCCUGGCCAGCAUCCCAGGGCUGGAGGCUGCCCAUGUCUGGAUGGCGAUACUUCUGUGUUCCGUGUACCUCUUGGCCGUCACCGGAAACUGCGCGGUGCUCUUCAUUGUGAAGAUUGAGCCCAGCCUGCACACUCCCAUGUACUUCUUCCUCUGCAUGCUGGCUGCCAUCGACCUGACCCUGUCUACCUCCACAGUGCCGCGCGUCCUCUCCUUCUACUGGUUCAACACCAGGGAGAUCAGCUUUGGCGCUUGCCUUGUCCAGAUGUUCCUCAUCCACACCCUUUCAGCCAUUGAGUCCACUGUCCUCCUGGCCAUGGCCAUGGACCGGUACGUGGCCAUCUGCCACCCGCUGAGACAUGCUGCCAUCCUCACCAACGCCACGACUGCAAAAAUAGGUGUGGCAGCCAUGGCCAGGGGUGUUCUCUUCUUCCUGCCUUUGCCUUUGCUCCUCGUGCCCCUUCCCUUCUGCAGAUCCCGGGUGCUGUCGCACUCCUUCUGCCUGCACCAGGACGUGAUGAACCUGGCCUGUGCCAACACCACCCCCAGUGUGGUGUACGGCCUCACAGCCAUCCUGCUGGUCAUGGGGCUGGACGCCAUCCUCAUCUGCCUCUCCUACAUCUUGAUCAUUAAGGCUGUCUUGCGGCUGGCAUCCUGGAAGGAGAGGCUCAAGGCAUUCAGCACCUGCAUUGCCCAUAUCUGUGUGGUCCUGACCUUCUACGUUCCCCUGAUAGGGCUGUCUGUGGUGCACAGGUUUGGGAAGGACCUGGCUCCAUUGGUCCAUAUUGUCAUGGGGAACGUCUACAUUCUGGUGCCUGCUGUGGCCCACCCCAUCAUCUAUGGGGUGAGGACCAAAGUGAUACAGAGGAGAAUCCUGAAUUUCAUUCAUAUCUGCAAUGACAGACCUGCCCAGUGACCUGUGCUUGGCCGCUGGCUCCUGUACCCUCACACCUCCUCAUCUUGUUUUACGUUUGAGAGUCUUUGGUGCAGGACCAUUCUCUGUUUGUGGGGUGCCCAGCACAUGGUAGGAGCCCCUGAAGAGCUACUGCAAGGCGAAGAGUAAACUCCUUCUAAGAGUGUUUACCCUUGCCAGACUUGUAGAAGAUCUACUACAAUGGUCUAAAUCCACCACACCAUCAUUGGUCAACGGAGAGAGGAGACCAGCAUGAGCAGGCACUGAGCUCUUCUCUCUAACACAAGGGAAUGGCAGGAAGGCGGGCCACGGGAGGGUUAGGUUGGACAUUAGGAGAAGGUUUUUCACCCAGACAUGGAGCUCUGGAACAGCUGCCCAGGGAAGCGGUCACAGGGCCCAGCAGGGUUUGGCCAAAGCCUUCAGCCACACGGUGUGAAUGUAGGGAUUUUCCUGUGCUGGGACAGGAUCUGGACACGAUGAUCCUUGUGGGUCCCUUCCAGCUCAGGACAUUCUAUGAUUCAACGUGAAGGAAAGUGGCACAGCAAACCAAUAAACAUCUUGACAUUGUGCUUCUCUGUCCCCAUCUCACCUAUAACAAUGGCAGAGCUGAGUGAAUGCUGCAGUGUUUUGGGGCAAUUUCAUUAAUUCCUGGUUCUUCUUGUGGCACAUUCACUUUCUCAAAACAUUUUGGUGAAAUUUUGCCCAAAACUUUGGCUUUAGCACCAAUCUCUAAGUAAAAUAAUGGCAGAAGGUGACAUUAUCGUUGCAGGAAUGCACCUCAGAAGAAGUCCUACACCUCCACAGUCUUGUUAUGGUCCAUUGGGUGUUCAGUCAAGAUUGCUCAGCCUCCUUGUGGAGGAUGACUUUGAAAAAUUUCAGACCCGGGAUUUCUGGCAGCAAUUGUAAAACCAAUUUUAGUUAAUAAUUAUAUUCAAUAAAAUGACAACAUCUUGACAGAAAGAGUAAGCAAGUUAUAAAAGUUAGUGAUGCUUUAGUGUGAUCGGACUGGAUGAGCUUAAAGACUAAACAUUAAGAAGAAAUUCUUCAUGCUGCUGGUGGUGAGACCCUGGCCCAGGCUGCACAGAGAAGCGGUGGCUGCCCCAUACCUGGAGGUGUGGAAGGCCAGAUUGGAUGGGGCUUGGAGCAACCUGAUCCAGUGGGAGGUGUCCCUGCCCAUGGGAGGGGUGGGACUGGAUGGGCUUUGAGUUCUCUUCCAACCCAACUCAAUCCACGAUUCCUAUGAUUCCAAGCUGAAGGAAGUCAUAGAUCUAAGUCAAAGGCGUUUCAUACCUUUGACUUCACACAUGCUUGCAGUUCUUAAUAAGCUGUAAAUUAAUUUUGAGGUAUUCAGCUUCCAAGGUUUUUUCUAGUUCCUGGGUAUGGCCCAUGAAACAAAGUCCCCGGUAGCCUUUUCGCUCUUUAUUCUCAUAACUCCAUCCAAAGCCAUGGUACCAGCAGGGCCAGGGAGGGGAUUCUGCCCCUCUGCUCUGCUCUGAGGAGACCUCACCUGGAGCCCCACAUCCAGCUCUGAAGUCCUCAGCACAGGAAAGACAUAGAGCUGUUGGGGGGCGAGUCCAGAGGAGGCCACAGAGAUGAUGCUUCUGCUGGAGCACCUCCUGUCCGACGACAGGCUGGGAGAGUUGGGUUAGUUCAUCCUGGAGAAGAGAAGGCUGCGGGGAGAUCUUCGAGCAGCUUCCAGUACAGAAUGGGCUCCAGGAAAGCUGGGGAGGGACUCUGGAUCAGGGAAUGCAGGGAUGGGACGAGGGGAAUGGUUUUGAGGUGAAAGAGGGAAGACUGAGAUGAGAUCUUAGGAAGAAAUGUUUUGCUGUGAGGGUGGGGAGGCUCUGGCCCAGAUUUCCCAGAGCAGUGGUGGCUGCCCCAUCACUGGAGGUGUUGAAGGCCAGGUUGGAUGGGGCUUGGAGCCCCUGAUCUGGUGGGAGGUGUUGCUGCUCAUGGCAAGGGGUAAACAGGAUGGGCUUUGAGGUCCCUCCCAAUGCAAAACAUUCCAUGAUUCUAUGAAAUGAUGGCAGUAGCUGGAGUUUGGUGGUUUCUCCCACCAGAGAAUAAAACGCCAUUCUUUCAGACUGCGCUUGUACAGCUUCAGCCUUCAUAAAACACUUCUUGCUUUAACCUUUUCUGCGAAAUUAAAGCCCAUUUUAUUUCAGAAGAAAUACUUUCAUUUAAGUCCAUCACAAGGAGUUGCCACCUGGGACUCAAAGGCAAUUUCCAUCCCUGCCCCCCCCCCCCACACCCCCUCCCGCCACUGUUGUCUCCUUCUGCUUUAUCAGACAGAGCUUUGAAUGCAGAGAUUUCCAUCAAAAUGAGAGCAGUCUGUACCUGCCUAACAAGAUUUGGGAGGUGUGGGUGCAGUUUUCAGUGGUGCUGUAGAUCUAAACUCCUUUCAGGAGGCCGUGGGGCUGAAGAAUCACUCCUGCUCAUUCCCCAUAUGUUCCUUAUUUUUAUUCUUCUUCUGGUGAGAGAAAAAUUAAUAAAGAGAAAUGAAUGAACCACCUUGUAAGUGCUGUUCUAUAUUUCCAAGCUGCUUCUUUCUCCGAAAGACAGUUAAUAAACGCUCUG
Messenger RNA from Cuculus canorus (common cuckoo), 5907 nucleotides. RefSeq names its product olfactory receptor 51E2-like. Lineage: Eukaryota; Metazoa; Chordata; Aves; Cuculiformes; Cuculidae. Gene Ontology annotation, cellular component: membrane. Gene Ontology annotation, molecular function: G protein-coupled receptor activity; olfactory receptor activity. The record is from RefSeq and is a predicted model, not a curated record. Bases 2377 to 3333 code for a protein of 318 amino acids. The transcript is spliced from 2 exons. Gene Ontology annotation, biological process: G protein-coupled receptor signaling pathway.